CGUGGUAUUUGCUUAGUUGUCGUGGUAAAACAUUUGAUGCCGAUCAAUUCAUAGAUCAUGCUCCAAACAAAAAAUAUCACUCGUUGUGACUUUCCUCAUUAGAUGUAUAUAGUUUAUCUCAAACUUACUGAAAAUCUCUAGAGAGGAUAUGACUCCUGAUCAUAGAAAUGAAUUGCCACUGGUUGAGGAAGAUGAAGAACUAAAAGAAAGCAGAGAGUGGCCUCAAAUUCUGGCAAUUCUGAUUGGUUCUCUGACAUCUCUAACAGUUGGAAUUUUUCAAGCCUGGCCGUCUCCAUAUUUACUAAAACUUUCCAAAGAUAAAGAAAACUACAACAUAAGUGAAAAUGAAGCCUCAUACCUGCCAAUGAUUAAUCCAAUCGCUUCAGUAAUCUUCUCACCAUUUGCCUCCAUAUUAUGCGAUGCCAUCGGAAGAAAGAAGGUCUUGCUGCUGACAGCAUUUCCUCAUGCACUAGCUUGGAUUCUGAACGCUUCAACUAACAAAGUUUACCUGUUUUACCUAGCGAGAUGUUUGAUAGGGAUGUCAGAAUGUAUGAUAUACCUUGCAAUGCCUAUGUACAUUGGGGAAAUAUCUACCCCCAAAGUGAGAGGUACAUUUGGUAAUACAUUAACUUUUUCAAUUUUUUUUGGAAGUUUGUUGAUGACGGUCUUAGGAAGUUACGUAAGCGUCAAAGAAAGUUCGUACAUUUGCGUAACGUUACCGAUUAUAUUCUUCUUCUCGUUUCUGUUCAUGCCUGAAUCGCCUUAUUACUAUUUGAUGAAACACAGAUAUGAAGAUGCGAAGGUGUCCUUGAGAACUCUUUCGGGGAAGAAGAAUGUGGACAGACAUUUUGUUACUCUUAAAGCCCUCGUGAGAAGACAAAUGUCGGAAUCAGGAACCUGGACAGACCUUUUCACAGUUCAUAGCAAUAGAAGAGCCCUGAUUAGCUGUACGUAUCUGAGGGUUUCCCAAGUUCUUGGUGGGUUCAUGGUGUUCUUCAACUUCACGCAGUAUAUUUUUGAGAAAUCUGGAAAUUCUGGUGUGUCUCCACAAGUAUCAUCUAUCAUAUUCAUGAGUUUAUGUGUAUUUUUCAACUUCUGCGCAAGUCUAACUGUUGAUAGGCUUGGCAGGAGAUUAUCUUUCAUGGCUUCUGUGGGGGCGUGUGCCAUAGUUCUGUUCUUGGAGUCUCUUUAUUUUUACUUGGACAAAGAAGUUACCGGUGUGGACGUUAACAGUAUUAAAUGGUUCCCGCUAGUUGGGCUUCUUCUCUAUAUAAUUUUUUCUUCGUUUGGAAUUGCGGUUGUCCCUACAUUGUUGUUGGGCGAACUGUUCUCCACUAGUAUCAAAGCAAAAGGUCUGACCAUGAUGAUGAUGAUAUCUGCUGCAUCAAUGUUUUCUGGAAAUUAUAUUUUCUACACCAUGAGUUCCGCAUUUGGCCUGUAUGCUCCCUUAUUGUUUUUCUUCUGUAUCAAUUCGGUCUCCUUUGUAUUUUCCUUUUAUUUGAUUCCUGAGACGAAGGGAAAAACCCUGGAAGAGAUUCAACAGUCGAUGAAGAAAAAGAAAAAUGGAACAGUCAAGGAAAACCUUAACCUACUGGGUGUAUCGCCGACGUUGGUCUUGAGCAAUUCAACAUUCAAAAGUUGAGGAAUUCAAACCCCGCCGUUUAAUGUGGAUUUAAAUAUUCAAAAAUGUUUCUGGAACUACUUUUGAUAUUUUGAAAUUCCACAGUUUACCUUUUUUUAUG
Leptinotarsa decemlineata (Colorado potato beetle) is the source of this 1742-nucleotide messenger RNA. RefSeq names its product facilitated trehalose transporter Tret1. The record is from RefSeq and is a predicted model, not a curated record. Lineage: Eukaryota; Metazoa; Arthropoda; Insecta; Coleoptera; Chrysomelidae. Gene Ontology annotation, biological process: transmembrane transport. Gene Ontology annotation, molecular function: transmembrane transporter activity. Gene Ontology annotation, cellular component: membrane.